Messenger RNA from Oikopleura dioica, 267 nucleotides. The record is from the annotation of a GenBank genome assembly. NCBI's taxonomy places the organism in Eukaryota, Metazoa, Chordata, Appendicularia, Copelata, Oikopleuridae.
AUGAGAGUUUUCGGGCUCUAUUUCGUUCUUUUUCCUCAAAUAUUCGGAUACAGAGUUAUGAGGAAUGAAAUCAAGGAUAUCCUGAAAGUCAUCUCCCUCGAUGAGCAAAAAAACAUCGAACAACUUGGUCGACAUUUGAUGAAAGAACAACACGACCACGAAGCACCCAAGUCAGAUCACAAAAUUCAGAGCAUUUGGAAAACUGGCUCUCCAGAAAUUCUCGUGAACCGAUUCGGUUUACCAGUUGAGCUGUACAGAAUUGUUUGA